UUCUCGGCGGGCGAGAAGGGCCGUUGCGGCCCGGGAGCAGGGCCAUGGAGAAGCUUCGGAGAGUCCUGAGCGGCCAGGACGACGAGGAGCAGGGCCUGACUGCACAGGUCCUGGACGCCUCGUCCCUCAGUUUCAACACCAGGCUGAAAUGGUUUGCCAUAUGCUUCGCCAGUGGCAUCGUCUUCUCUAUUCUUGGAACUGGAUUGCUGUGGCUUCCUGGUGGCAUAAAGCUUUUUGCAGUGUUUUAUACCCUUGGAAAUAUUGCUGCCUUAGCCAGUACGUGCUUUUUAAUGGGACCUGUGAAACAACUGAAGAAAAUGUUUGAAACAACGAGAUUGCUUGCAACGAUUGUUAUGCUUUUGUGUUUCAUACUUACCCUGUGCGCUGCUCUUUGGUGGCAUAAGAAGGGGCUGGCCUUAUUAUUCUGCAUAUUGCAGUUCUUGUCAAUGACCUGGUAUAGUCUGUCAUACAUCCCGUAUGCAAGAAGGAAAUUAUUUUUUAAAUGAGUGGAAUAGAAGCUUGCCAUAUCAAGUAAAAAACAUGUUGAACAGAUGUAACAGGUAGGCUGGGAAUGUACUUCUGAUUUACCACCUGAACAUUUGCAGUUAGUGAAUUUUGGCAAGAGAUUCUAGAUGCUUUCGCGACUGCAAGUAUUCAGUAAAUAGGAUAUGGAGACUUCAGCAAAAAUAAAUUCUACUUUAAAAAAAAAGAAAGUUAAUGAAAAAAUGAAUCUGAUACAGAAAUGUUUGUUUUAAGCCAGUAGAAACAUAUUUAUUCUGUAUGUCAAGAGGUAAUUGCUGUUUUCUUGUAUCUUUUCAGAGAAAGGUACUAAUUUAAUUAUGGAGGAAAAAACAAAUACUUAAUUGCAGUCUUCAAUCUGACCGGUUUGGAGGAAUAUUCUGUUGAGGCACAGCUUUGUUUCUUUGUGAAAUUUGGAACAUAGGUUGCAUAUGAAAAACAGCGGAAUUGUACGCCUGAUAUAACAGUGAAGGAAAUUGAUAGCAGUUCUAUUUUUAUUCAGUUUCAAAUGGAUGAUUCUUUUUGAUGAACACUUAAAAGGAGAAAAAGCAAAGCAGGGUCAGCUAAAGGAGAGCAGGCUUAGAACAGGAGCGCAGAGGUAACUUGCCAGUCAGUCCUCAGGACCUUGGCUGGGAGAGCUCUUGCUGUUUCUCAACGAGGGGAAAAGGUGCCCCAAAUGAUGUCCACUGCAGUAGAGCUGGAGCUCACAGCCAGGGCAGGGCGUCUGGGCAGUGACCACCCUCCCCAGAAGUGUCGGACCCUGCCCUUGAGAGCAGCAUACAGUCUGUCCGUACAUCUCCAGUCUGUUGGUGCUCGCCUUAACAGUCCGUAUUCAUAUAACAACAGUUGAAACUAACUGUUGUGAAGAGAAAUGUGAAAGGCCAAUGAGGUUUUUCACAUGAAUUUUUUUGGAAUUCUUAGGGACAUAGUUAUAAAUGUUCUCCUUUUUAAAAUUCAGUUCGUUGUUUCUUUUUAAAAAUACUUUUGUUGUUUUGGGUAUUUACAUUUAUUUCUUCAUAAUAAAAUUAGCAUAUGUGUUGUUUAAGAUUUCGAAACAAAUACCAUUUUAGCAACUAAGAAAUUAUUUCCAUGUCUCAGUUCUUGAUUUCAAGUGAUAUUCAACAAAGUUUUAAUUAUGGAAAGGUACUGGGGUUCCGCUGAGUUCUGACGGGAAAAGGUGAUCGUGUGUUUGUCUCUCGGCAGGAAUCUUUUUGCAAGUUCACUCUGGAGGCAGAUUAUUAUAUUGUUUUUCCUCUUGUUUUUUCACCAGGGAUGCGGUAAUUAAAUGCUGUUCUUCUUUGCUGAGUUAAAAAUCAGAAACUCUUUGAAAAGACCAUUUGAAAGCUGAUGUUCUGGUUUUGGUGAAGUAUACUUUUCCUGAUACAGUAAUCACUCCAAAAAAACAACUGCACUGACCAUUUAAGACCAUUUUGUAUACUGAUAAAAACUACAUGCUAAUUAAACUGUUAAAUGCUUGUGACGUUAAA
Delphinapterus leucas (beluga whale) is the source of this 2006-nucleotide messenger RNA. NCBI's taxonomy places the organism in Eukaryota, Metazoa, Chordata, Mammalia, Artiodactyla, Monodontidae. The record is from RefSeq and is a predicted model, not a curated record.